Molecule: messenger RNA, 2177 nt
Organism: Bubalus bubalis (water buffalo)
Lineage: Eukaryota; Metazoa; Chordata; Mammalia; Artiodactyla; Bovidae
Gene: PPM1M
Product: protein phosphatase, Mg2+/Mn2+ dependent 1M
Exons: 10
Coding region: 299-1546 (415 amino acids)
Biological process (GO): protein dephosphorylation
Molecular function (GO): protein serine/threonine phosphatase activity
Source: RefSeq, a predicted model, not a curated record
CCUCCCCACUCCCCGCGAGUCUUAUCCUGAGGCCGCGUCCCCCACCCCAUGAUCCCGCCCGGGGUCCCGUGCUGAUGACUGAGAAAACAGGCUCAGCUGAGUGAAGGAUCCCGCGCCCCCGACCUUGUGGAUAACUUCCUCUGGUCCCUCCCGCAUCCCAUCGGGAAGGACCUGCCCCCUCAGCCCAAAAGCCUACCCCCUCAGGCUUCCAAAAGAGGUAGUGUCACUGGGCAGAGGUCCAGCGUUCUGGGCUUUGGAGAGUCCUUCCGCUCCUCACACACACAUCUCACCCUGGGUUAUGGCUGAGAUGGGGCAGUGGAUAGGCAAGGAAGCCUCACACCUCCCUAGGCAGACUUGCCCUUACCUCCCAGCCCAGGACAGCAGAAUCAUCAACGCAGAGAAAUCUGAGUUCAAUGAGGAUCAGGCAGCCUGUGGGAAGCUGUGCAUCCGGAGAUGUGAGUUUGGGGUUGAAGAGGACCAGGAAUGGCAGACCUUGUGCUCAGAGGAGUUCCUGACAGGUCAUUACUGGGCACUGUUUGAUGGGCACGGCGGUCCAGCUGCAGCUAUCCUGGCUGCCAACACUCUGCACUCCUGCCUGCGCCGGCAGCUGGAGGCUGUGGUAGAGGGCAUGGUGGCCACUCAGCCCCCCAUGCACCUCAGCGGCCGCUGCGUCUGCCCCAGUGACCCCCAGUUUGUGGAGGAAAAGGGCAUUCGAACGGAAGACUUGGUGAUCGGGGCUCUGGAGAGUGCCUUUCAGGAGUGUGAUGAGGUGAUCGGGCGAGAGUUGGAGGCCUCAGGCCAGGUGGGUGGCUGCACAGCCCUGGUGGCUGUGUCCCUGAAGGGAAAGCUGUAUGUGGCCAAUGCUGGGGACAGCAGGGCCAUUCUGGUGCGGAGGGAUGAGGUACGGCCCCUGAGCUCUGAGUUCACCCCAGAGACUGAGCGGCAGCGGAUCCAGCAGCUGGCCUUUAUCUACCCUGAGCUUCUGGCUGGUGAGUUCACCCGACUGGAGUUCCCUCGGCGACUGAAGGGGGAUGACUUGGGGCAGAAGGUCUUGUUCAGGGAUCACCACAUGAGUGGCUGGAGCUACAAGUGUGUGGAGAAGUCGGAUCUCAAGUACCCACUGAUUCAUGGACAGGGUAGGCAGGCUCGGCUACUGGGAACCCUGGCCGUCUCCCGGGGUCUAGGAGACCAUCAACUCAGAGUCCUGGACACAAAUAUUCAGCUCAAGCCCUUCUUGCUAUCUGUCCCACAGGUGACUGUGCUCGAUAUGGACCAGCUGGAGCCCCAGGAGGAGGAUGUGGUUGUCAUGGCAACUGAUGGGCUCUGGGAUGUCCUGUCCAAUGAGCAAGUGGCAUGGCUGGUGCGGAGCUUCCUCCUUGGCAACCGAGAGGACCCACACAGGUUCUCGGAGCUGGCCAAGAUGCUGAUACGCAGCACACAGGGGACAGACGACAGUCCCAUACAGGAAGGGCAGGUGUCCUACGACGACGUCUCUGUGUUCGUGAUUCCCUUGCACCACCACGGCCAGGGGCACAGUAGCCGCUGAGGAUUCAGAUACCGCAUCCCAGAACCACUAAGGGGCCAGGUGCGAUAUGGGUAUCCCUCCACCACGGUCAACAGCAGGUCUGCCUGCCCCAGUCCCAGACCGAGCCCUGACCCCAGGCUAUUUCAAGGUGCGCAUUUCUACAAGGCAGUCAGAGCUGGAAGAACAUAGGAGUUCCCCAGGUCCCCACCCCUGCCAGGCAAAGAACGCUACUGUCAAUAAUAACGUCUGGCAGAGUCACUUUACAUUAGGAAUCCACGGAAGGCUCCUCGGAGAGGAUCCUGAACAGCCUCAAUACAUUAUUCCCAAAUGGGGACAGCUGGACUAAGUGCAGUGGCCAAGGAUGCCAGAAAGGGCAGACAGCCUGUGGUUGGAUCCAGGUCUCUAAUGCAUGAAUGUCACUGAGAUCCUACUCUGCUCCCCUCUGUGCUGGAGGAGAGGCACGGACCCAGGGGCUAUAGUUGGGGGAGAAACUAACGGGCAGAAGGAGCCCCAGAGAGGUGGCUGAGUGGUGAAUGCCCUCGUCACUGCUCCUGACUGCUCCUCUCUGGCCCCAGCCCUGCCCAAGGCUGAUGCCUCAACAAUGCCCUUGUUGCUUCCAUCACCUCCCUAUUAAAUGUUUAUAUGCAGAGAA